Molecule: messenger RNA, 3433 nt
Organism: Lactuca sativa (garden lettuce)
Lineage: Eukaryota; Viridiplantae; Streptophyta; Magnoliopsida; Asterales; Asteraceae
Source: RefSeq, a predicted model, not a curated record
CCAUGGAAGUCUCGACAGAUAUCUGGCAGACCCGACCUUGACAUGGAUGCGCAGACUGGAGAUAUGUGUUGGUGUUGCAUGUGCAUUGAAGUUCGUCCAUUACGAUGAGCAACGCGAUUUUAGCGUGAUACAUCGUAAUAUCAAGAGUUCAAAAAUCUUACUAGAUGACAACUGGAAGCCCAAGUUAUCAGGUUUUGAACUAUCCAUGAAGAAUACAACAGCUCGAAGACACCGGCUUUUCCUUGAUCGUCUGAGUGGCACAAUAGGGUAUAUCGACCCAAGAUAUGAAAAGACCGGAGGCGUCACACACAAGUCCGACGUGUACUCUUUAGGGGUUGUAUUAUUUGAAGUCCAGAUGCGCCACCAUCCCUGACCGACGUUAUAAGGAACUUUUCAGUAGCAUCACGCACCACAUCAUUCGUCGACUUAGCACCUGGAAACCGAUCAAAUACAAACGAAUCAUCAAACAGCUUUCCAGACCAAAUGGAGUUUGCAGGAAUGAGUCUGGUGGGAAAGAAGUUCAAGAAGUUUAACGACCCUGAUGCAUACUACCGAGAGAAAGAAUCUGAUUCUAACGUCCAUACGCAACAACGACGUCCUGCACUAAAUCCCCUUGACAUGUGCAUGUUUACCUUAGCUCCGUCUGCCAGAUUCCAUUAUGAACAGAGGCUUGUGCACCUGUGUAUUCCAGAAGAACGUUUAUUAGCUCCAUUGGCCAUAUCUCUUUAUAAACAGAAAAAACUACAUGAUCUCAUCGAUCCUGAUCUACGGAAAAACAUGGACCCACUAUCACUUGAAGUCUUUUCAAAAAUAGCAUAUGACUGCUUGAAGGAUCAACGGUCAGAUCGCCCAGAUAUAGAUCAUAUUCUCAUUAGACUUCGACAAGCGCUGGAUCUUCAAUGGAAACAUGAAAAUCCUGGUAUACUGAAUCAACACUCUCAAGCUGCUGGUGAAGUUGAAGGGACAUCAACCAAUCGAUUGGAGUGGAAAAACUUGGAACACUUGAAGAUCAGCUCUCAUGAUAUAGGGGUGGCCACCGAUAAUUUUUCUCAGACACAAUGCAUUGGGGAAGGUGGAUAUGGUAAAGUGUACAAAGCAGAACUCGAACAUUUUGAUGGAAAAAAUUCCUUGGAGAUAGAUGGGAAUAAUAAGUGUGAUCUGCCAAAGAUACGCAGCACCGUAGCUAUAAAAUGCCUCUUCAAAAGAAACGACACACAAGCAGAAGAAGGGUUCUCUGCAGAGAUUCACACACUUACGAGUUGUAAGCAUCCCAACAUAGUCUCUCUUCUUGGCUUUUGUGAUGAAGAAGGUUCUGACCUGAUCCUUGUCUAUGAGUAUGUCUCUAAUGGAAGCCUUGAUGACCAUUUAAGAAGUUAUGAUAAAAUGAAUAGUCUUAAAUGGGAGCAACGUCUACAGAUUUGUCUUGAUAUUGCACAAGGACUAAAUUACCUUCACACCGAACAAAGCAUAAUACACCGAGACAUAAAGAGUGACAACAUUGAUAAUCUUGUGGCAAAGAUUGCUGACUUUGGGCUCUCCAAAAUCAGUCCCUUGUCUCAACAGGCUAGUUAUCUCGAGACAAAUGUUGCAGGUACAAAUGUGUACUUGGAUCCAGAAUAUGAGAAGACGCGUAAGCUGAAAAAAGCAUCAGAUAUCUAUUCAUUGGGGGUAGUUUUCUUUGAGAUCUUGUCUGGGAGUUUGGCAUAUGCUCAAGCUUACACGAAUAAAAAUGACAAGGGGCUCGCACCCUUUGUCCGACAACACUUUCAGAAAGGAGCACAAAAGGAUAUGCUAGAUUCUAAAAUAAUGGAAGAAUUUGAUGAAAACAUUUUUACUUUAAGUAAAGGGCCGAAUCAAGAUUCUCUGGAGACAUUUCUAGAUAUCGCAUAUCGAUGUUUGGCAGAAACUCAUAAAAAGCGUCCAAAAAUUGGAAUUGUCGUCGAGAAACUCAAGAAUGCAUUACAACUUCAAAAAAACCAAAAGGAUAACCUCCAAAUUUCACUUGAAGACAUUAAAUUGUCCACAAAUGACUUCAGUAAUAACAAUCGCAUUGGAAGAGGAGGAUUCGGGAGGGUUUACAGAGGAGAAGUUACAAGCAUUGAUGGACGUCAAACCAAUAUAGCUGCAAAGCGAUUGGAUACAGCUGGUGGUCAAGGAGAAACUGAAUUUUUAACAGAACUUGAAAUUCUUUUAGAGUACAAACAUAGAAAUGUGAUUGGUCUUGUAGGUUAUUGCAACCAACCUGGUGAAAAAAUCAUUGUUUAUGAGUAUGCGUCAAAAGGAAGUCUCGACUGGCAUUUGGGCAACAAGGAUCUUACAUGGAGGAAACGGCUUGAAAUAUGCAUUGAUAUUGCAUGUGGUUUGGAUUUCCUUCAUGGGGGUGGUGCAACACAAGAGGUGCUGAUGCAUAGGGAUAUCAAGAGUCCAAACAUUCUAUUAGGUGAGGAUUGGAAAGCAAAAAUUUCUGAUUUUGGGCUUUCCUCAAUAACUUCAGUAAAUGAGGAUGUGAUCGACAAUGCUUGUGGCACAAAAGGCUAUUGUGACCCACAAUACCUUGCAGAUGGUGUCUUUAAGAAAGCAUCUGAUAUAUACUCAUUCGGAGUGCUUUUAUUUGAGAUCUUGUGUGGGAGAUUGAUGUUCGAAGACAUCAAUGGCCAAAUUAAAAUCCUAAUAGAUACGUUUAAACGCCAUUAUAGAAAAGGAAAACUUGAUGAUAUGGUGUUUAUGUAUAUAAAGGAACAAAUUGCGCCAGAAUCAUUGACUGCAUUCCAAAAACUGGCCAAUGAAUGUGUGGAUGAUCUACGACAAAACCGACCUACUACAGGUGACGUGCUCCUACGACUUGAGGAAGCAUUGAAAUUACAGGAUGAUUAUGAAAUAUGGAGACCCAAAUUGCCUCAUGACUAUGAAGAAAUAUUCAAGAUGUCAAAAGAAUCUGAGAACUACUUGAGUAAAAAGAAAAAGGACCUUCAUGACAUGCUUUCCGAAGGAAUCCUCCUUCAAAAGGGCAAAGUGUUGUUUUCAUUAGACGAUAAUGGAGAUCGAAAUGAAAUGACAUCAGCAAGAAAGCUCCUAUACAAGCACCGUCGGUCACAUAAGUGGCCAUCUGGAAUUGUUCCAAAAUCAAAGUGUGUGCGUGUGUGUGUGUGUGUGUGUUUGUUUUAUGCACGUUCAAACAUUUACCAUUGUUAGAUUUAUAUAUUGCUCUGUUUUGUUAAAGUUACAUUCAAUUGCCUUUCCAUUUCGAUUAUGACGAGUGUUUAUUACAUUGCAUUUUUUAACUUCCAGAAUAAUGAGGGUCUCAUUUUUUUCUAAAAAGUUCCUGAUUUUUUACAUAACAAGUUAUGAAACAGAAAAUAAUUUACAUUUACGCCUUACUAUUAAAUAGAAAGAAGUAUAGAAUAUCUACAAUUCAUUAAAGAGAAAGAAGUAU